UUUGGCUCAGUCGAGACUGAGAAGUCGUCGAGGUCUGAUUUGAACUCGUCUUCUCCCCCAAUUUCUUGGAAUACCUGGAACACUUUUCUUGCGUAAUGACGACGAUGUGUGGCACGCUUUUGCUCAUGUGUCUCCUCCUCUCCUGCGCCCCAUUCUCGUCCUGUGAAGUAGAGGACGAUUUUCCAAACGAAAUUCCAAAAAUCUCAUCCGGCAGUUGCCUCGCGGCGGGGUUGUGUUGCAAGGGAAGGGACAGUUCUUGCGUGGUUCAACGUGCCCCCCCGAACAGCAUUGUGGAGGAGUUGGACGACAUUCCGUGCUACUGUGACCAUGGGUGUGUCCUUCUGCAGGAUUGCUGUCACGAUUUCAAACAUGCUUGCGGAGUUCAAGACUGCGAAGUUUCCAACUGGGGGCCAUGGUCUUCCUGUGACACAGAUUGUGGACAAGGGACGAUGACACGGAGUCGCUCGGUCACACGAGAAUCUCGCAACGGGGGGACAGCCUGCCCAUCUAUGAUACAAAAUCGGGGCUGUAAAGGAACAAAGUGUCGCCAUCACAAGAAUAAAAUCACGCUCGAAGACAUUGCGGUCCUCCUCCCGAUCGAGUUUCGGAACAAGCGGAAAGUCAACGAGAGUAGUGACAUUACCAAAAACUUGAGAUCUCGAUACCCGAAAGAUCCUGAGAAGGAAAACUCAUUUCCGUACUGUGUGGAAUUCCAAGUCAUUCGCUACACUCGGGCGUGUAAAUCCCUGCAGAGUUUUACUACAUUUCGUGAAGGAAGUCGCGUGUGCGUCUUUUGUGAGGAGGAAGCUCAAAAGUCGUACACGGGAUAUCGGUGCAGCGGGACGGGGGCGUCGAACGGAGUGUCGACCCGAUUCUCGAGCAUUCGUGAGCCGGCAUGUCACGGGAAAUGGAGGCACGUCGCCCUCACGAGGAGUGACGACAAGACGGGUGCCUGCAGCUCCAGGUGUGACGAGGAAUCCUCCUUCAUCUUCGUUUAAGGAUGAAACGAACCUCAAUUUGUGUACCUACUUAUUUGCAUGAUGAAGAGGAGAAUUCAGAGGCUUUUGGUCAUGGACGAAAUCACUAAUUUUAAACAUGUUCGAGAUAUUUAUUAGUGGCUAAUUUUCUAAGUUUGCUAUAAAAAAAAUGACAUUUCCCAGUCUGAAUUUUCCCAAUUUCGUCCAGUUUAAUCGAGGGUAAAAUAUAUAAUGUCGCUUUCAAGUAUUUUCAAAAUAUAGUAGAUAGAAUUAACUAUAUUCUAACAAUUUAUGGGCCAAAUAAUUGGACAAUUAUUUAGAAGGUGAGUCUGGAAUUAAUAACCAUUAAGUAAAAUAA
This is a messenger RNA of Folsomia candida, 1335 nucleotides long. It is a transcript of the gene vex, whose product is annotated as somatomedin-B and thrombospondin type-1 domain-containing protein. The record is from RefSeq and is a predicted model, not a curated record. The transcript has 6 exons. The coding region runs from base 96 to 998 and encodes 300 amino acids. Lineage: Eukaryota; Metazoa; Arthropoda; Collembola; Entomobryomorpha; Isotomidae.